Hypoxylon trugodes is the source of this 7783-nucleotide messenger RNA. RefSeq lists its product as uncharacterized. The transcript is spliced from 3 exons. Gene Ontology annotation, molecular function: mRNA binding. NCBI's taxonomy places the organism in Eukaryota, Fungi, Ascomycota, Sordariomycetes, Xylariales, Hypoxylaceae. Bases 169 to 7356 code for a protein of 2395 amino acids. The record is from RefSeq and is a predicted model, not a curated record. Gene Ontology annotation, biological process: mRNA export from nucleus; mRNA processing. Gene Ontology annotation, cellular component: THO complex part of transcription export complex.
GCUUUCAAGCACCGUACAUCGCCAUACUACUGGGUCUACCCUAAGUAUGCUUCCUUGAGAGUUUUUCCCGUAAUUUUCUCUAUUUCAUCAUCCCCACCCGCAUUUUGGUCUCCAGCCUCAUCUUCGAUGACCUUUGUUUUCACUUAACCUUUGUCGCACAUAACCAAAAUGCCUCCGAAACGAAAGAGAAAUGAGAGGCCAUCCGAUGCUGGAGCAAACCGGCCUGCUCCUCAUCGUCCUUCCGACACAACCCUCGGCCAACACGACCGAGAUUUCCAAGAUAGCCCUUCACAGAACCGUCGCGCAUCUAGCGGCCGAAAUACAAGAAGAAAUAAUGACCGUCGCGAUUCCUCGGGCGGCCAGCUAGGCUCGAAUCCUAGCCAUCGAGGUCCUGUCUCCCCGUCGACUGCUCGACCGCCUAGUUCAUCCUCCCAGAUUGCUCCGUCAGCGAUCCCUUCUACGCCUUCCGCCCCUCAACCCACCCAAUCUCGCCCUCCGACUCCUUCCAACUAUAACUACGCUAUCUUAACAAAAUCACGAAUUUCCGCUUGGCAACAAAAAGGUCGCCAGGAGGUUGUUGAACAUGGAAUCAAGUCUCGUAACGACGAAGACGUUGAAGAAAUCUCGACCAUCUCCCAAGAAUUCACGCGUGCUGUACUCGAAGGUCGCCUUAAUCCAACUGAUGCAGGAAAUUGCAUGAAACAAAUCCUUGGACCACCGGUCGAAGAUACAUACGGUUCUGGAUUCGGGUUUGAUGCGCAAACACUAUUCCUCGAUACCCUUUCCAUCUUCAUCGAUUCUGAAGAUGGAGGAUCCCGAUCACAGCUGCGAGAUUUUGUUGAUGCCACAGAGGUAUCCCCGAAACUUCUGCGCGAAGUUCUAGAUGCACCGGCUUUACAACAACUUGGCUUGAUCCGCGAAACUUUCGUGAAGUUGGGUAUUCGCUACGCCACAAAUCAAUUGUACCGACAAGCCAACUACAACUUACUGCGUGAGGAGUCCGAGGGGUACUCUAAGCUUGCCGCGGAACUCUAUCGCACGCCUUAUUACGCCCGAGACCACAAUGAUUUUGCCCUUGUGCAAGCCUGCUGGGAGCGCGUGAAGGGCUUGAUUGGAACCUUUGAUCUUGAUGUUGGUAGAGUUUUGGAUGUUGUUAUAGAUGUUUUCUCUGCAACUAUGUUGCGGAACAUCGUAUUCUUCUCACGAUUUUUACGAAUCAGUUCUUGGUGGCCUCGUAAUCAGAUCGAUCACUCUGAGAGAGUCUUUGCGGGCGGCUUACCAAAAUGGGCACUACCUCAGAACGAAGAUUUUUCCGGCGACGAACUCAGAGCCCAGCUUGCCGAAGAAUCUCACCAACGAGACUUGACGUUUUGGGAUCGAGCCCGAGAAGUCCACUUGGAUGCAUUCUUCGAGCUGGGUGGAAGACGGAUCCAAGAUCCAGAUCAGUACGACUCUCUAGAGGCUACAUCUGGUUCCAAGGCGAAUGACCCUACUCUGGAUUGGAUAAGAACUACGAAGACCCUCCCACCUUGCGGUAAUAAGGUUGCUGCACAGCUAUUGGGUUUCAAGUUUCGGUUUUAUGCCUCCGAUGCCAGAGAUAAGGGAGAAACACUUCCAGCAAAUCUGUAUUACCUUGCGGCUUUCUUCAUGAAGGCUGGAUUCAUCUCCCUAGCUGAUCUUUACCCUCAUCUAUGGCCAGAAGAUAGCCAAAUGGAGUCUUUGAGAGAUCGACGAAUGCAAGAACUUGACGAGAAAGAACGAUCUAAAAGACAAGGCAAUGAACCGAACGCCCUUCUCACGGCUGGCGCUCUUACCGAUGACACCCUCCCGACUUCCUCGAAGCCACGAGAAUCCGCAACUGCGAAUGAUGGAAAUCAACAAGAUGCAAAUGCUGCCAAGGAGGGGGAUGGGACAAGUCUCCCAGAGCCAAAAGAGGCUCAUAAGGCAGACCUGGUUUCUCAUCUGUUAGUCGUGGGUGCGAUUCCUGAGGCUCUAUUUAUCUUAGGACGCUUUCCUUGGUUACCCGAGGCGUACCCCGAUGAGAUCUAUCCGGCUAUUAAUCGUAUUUUAUUGCAUUCCAUUAGCAAGGUUUUCGGAGACACACAACCUGCCGCGGCUCGACCUCUAACUGUCCAGCCUCUCAAGCAGGAGAUAGCCCUAGAUCAAACUGGUGCGUCUAAGGGUACCUUGAAACUAACUGAUGGUUCUCCCGUCAAGAUCUUGAAAUGGCCGCAUGCCGAUGGUAUCAACAAAGGCACACUCUACCGAUUUUAUUUUGAUGAAUGGGCAGAUAACGUUCCGAUUUGCCAAACUGUCGACGAUGUCUUCACACUUUGCAGCACAUUCCUUAACAUAUCUGGUGUCAACAUCGGAAGAGAACCUUCUCUAGUUAAGAAAAUAGCCACUAUCGGAGUGAAAAGCUUCGCACAAGACCCCUCGCCAGAAAAUGCUGCACGUUGGCAAGAUCUCCUUCGAAGGACCCUUGUCCCCGCAUUAUGCCUUUGUGAUUCUAAUGUUGAUGUUGCCGCUGCGGUUUGGGAUCUUCUGAAGCAUUAUCCGACACAAGUUCGUUACAAUAUCUAUUCAGAAUGCUACGAAGGACAAAUAUCUCGACUUCCUGCCAUGGCAAAGGCUUUCAAGAAUACCAGACUGGACACGUUGGCAACUCUAAAACGACUUUCCCUGCAGAAUCUUUCAAGCUCUGCGAAAAAGCUUGCCAAAGUAGCAAUGUCAUCACCUGGUAUUGUGUGCAAGGUUGCUCUCGACCAAAUCGAAGCAUACACCAACCUUAUCGAAGCCUUUGUGGAGUGCACAAAGUACUUUACAGAGAUGGGUCAUGAUGUUCUUGUAUGGUCUCUACUGAGUUCGCUUGGUGGUAAGCAAAGGAGCAGGACUCAGGAAACAUCCGUGCUCUUGACUAGUCGAUGGUUACAAGCCCUCUCCAAAUUUUCUGGAAGAGUAUUUCGACGAUAUGGUAACAUGGAUCCUACUCCCGUCAUCUACUAUGUGAAUAAUCAAGUCGCGAACGGUAAUUCCACCGACUUGAUAAUUCUACGGGAGCUUAUCACUUCUAUGGGAGGUAUCGUCUCAGAUAUCGAUUUCACGGAUGCCCAGCUAUUUGCUCUAAGUGGUGGUGAGCUUUUACGGCGCCAAACGUUGGUCAGUUUAGGCGACAAGCGCUAUGAGUCGGCUAAAAGCGCCACUCGCCUCAUGAAGGCUUUAAUGCAGACGGAUCUAGCUUGCCAACUUCUGACAAAUAUGGCCCAAUAUCGACAAUCCGCCAUUUACCACUUACCAGAGAACGAAACACACAUCAAGUACCUCGCCAGCGUUAUUGAUGAUUCUCAACAAGCCUUGGUCCAAUACGUGGAGCUUUUGCGAAAUAAUCUCCCACCCGAGCAGUUCGACGCGCUUAUCCCGAGUAUCCCUCGGUUAAUGACGGAGUUCGGCCUCGAUGCCAAUCUGGCCUUCAUGAUUGGUCGUGCUAGCCUUCAAUAUUUUAUGAUGGGUCCGGGAGAAAAGCUUACGAUAACCGCUUCUGACUCGCCAGGAGACGCAGAUGGCGAUGUGGCUAUGGAUGCGAAGAAUAGCGAGGGCGCGACUACGUCCGCCGCUGCACCAGAUUCCGAGGAUCAAAUGGCAGUAGAUGUACCAGAAACGGAUGCGGAAAGCCCCCCACAAUUACCGAAUACGGUAAACGGCCAGAAAUCCGACCGUUUCUUGGAUGUGCUCGGACCUAUCACGAACGCUGUACGGACUUUGUUGCCUUCAGAAGUAUGGGACAAAAUCAACCCAGAGUUCUUCGUCCUUUUCUGGUCUCUCCAGACAGGAGAUCUCGUGGUUCCCAUGAACAGCUACGAGGCAGAAACUGCGCGAGUAGAAAAGCAAUAUGCUGAAUUGAAACGGGAGCGAGGCGACAUGAGUAAUAAAAAGAAAUCGCUUGAUGCUCUCGUUCAGACUAACAAGGAUCUCGCUGCUGAGGCAAGUGCCUGUCGCGAGCGGGUGAGCAAGACCAAAAUUAUGCUCAUCAAGCAAAGUCCGCGAUGGUUCUAUUCAUCAGCAAAGGCAGAUUCAAUUGCUGAUACCUUCAUCGAAGAAUGCCUUAUGCCCCGCAUUCUGCUUUCGCCUGGCGAUGCUGACUUCUGCCACCGAAUGAUCAAAUUCAUGCAUUCUAGUCGAGUGGCAAAUUUUAAGCUCGUCGACUUAUACGAUCGAUUUUUCGGCGUGAAUAGAUUACGAAUGAUGAUAUUUGGCUGUACCGUCCGGGAAGCCGAAUUCCUUGGUCGAUUCAUUAAAUUGACAUUGGGAGACCUCGCGAGAUGGCAUAAAGAUAAGGAUACAUACGCCAGGGAAGCGAUUCAAAAUGGAAAACUUGGAUUCGCCACAGCGUUUGACGACAACGGCAAGCCAAUGUCAUUCAUGGAGCACGACCAAUUCCGUGACUUACUGUGGACUUGGCAUCGAAACCUAUCAGCGGCUCUACGAGCCUGUCUUGGAGGCAUAGAAUGGAUGCAUAUAAGAAAUGCUAUCACAGUGUUGAAGGCAGGCCUAGAACAUUUCCCUGCUGUAGACUUCAUGGGUCGGCAGUUCCUACAGGUUCUCGGGAAGAUUGCAGAACGAGAAGCUGCCUCUAAGAAUGAGGGCGAAGAUGGACAAAGUCAUAGGGUCGAUCUUUCAGUCACCGCCAAUACCGCGACAUCUGCUCUCAAGAAAUACUCGACUAAAUGGGUCAUGGUUCAAGCUUUCAGAUCUAAUACCAGUGGCGAUGCGGCCGAGGAUAAAAAGUCAGCGGAGCCUACAAAGCCUACACAGCCAGCAAGUCUUCGGCCGAGCGCGCCAGAGUUCAAGCCAACAUCAACAAGCGCGACCAUCCGGCCUAAGACAAACGAGGAAGAAGAUGGUGAGGUGAAGGAUGUGAAAACGUCAUCUAGUUCCGAAAUCGCCAAGAAGGGCACAGAUUCCCCACGACCUGCGCAAUCUAAUAGGGAUACUCCUCAGAAGCCUGCAGGCCCUCCUCAAAAGCCCGAUUCAAAGUCAAUCCCAAGCCGAUCGUCAACUCCAAGAUCCGUGCCGACCGCUCCAGCGCCGGUUUCCGGUCAAAGAGGGGAGUCGUCCCGCCCGUCAACUUUGGCCCCCGCACCUGGGCUACCUAGCCGACCUGAGGUUCCGUUCCCCGCGCAUUUUACACACGACAAAUUCGGACAGAUAACAACUUCAACACAUAACCGCGAUCAUGGCACUCCAAGGGAAACCAGAGAUUCUAGAGAAGUACGAGGGACGGUGAGGGAUCCGAGAGAUCGUGAUUCGAGGGAAAUAAAGGAUGCAGCGGGACCGAGACCUUUCAGGCCUCCAGAAGAUCCGCGCUCGACUCGACCACGGGAGCAACCAGUUGCAGAUCGUCGGGUUCCUGAAGGCAUACCUAGAGACGCACCAAGAGCCGAGAGAGAUCGACUGCCACACAGACCAGAGCUUCCCCGACGUAACGAAUCGAGUUCAUCUGAGCGCGAACCCCGUGGUCCACGGGACCGGUCCACCGCCCCAAGCGGCCCGAACCGAGGGCCCGAAACGGCCCGUCCGCGUGGUGAGAGCGCCGCUACGACAAAACCCAUGGCACCUCCUCUGCAACCAGAAUCCCAAGGCCCGACAGUGAACCCGGAACGUGCGCGACUAAUUGGUGCGGAUCGACCCGACGAGCGCCCAAAUGCGUUAAAUCCACAACGCGCCGCUCUUAUUCAUUCAACAAAUUCGAGACCGAAUAGCCGCCAAGGUAGAGAGGGCAGCCGAGAUCGUAAUGGUUCCCGGCCUAUGUCUCCGCGAGGUAAUCGUUCGGAUUCUAGAUCUGGCGAUCUGGGUCGCGAUGAUCGGAAUAACCGAUCUCAUCGUGCGGAUCAUCCAUCUCGCGAUCACUGGAAUGAACAACUACCAUCUUCUGGACCUAAAGCUGGGAGAGCCAUGGACCAUGAAGGCGAUCGUAGCACGAUAGACAGGCCACGUGAGCCCGCCGCAUUUCAAGGACCAUCGCACGCACCCCGAGGUGAAUCUGAUCAUGGUAGGUUAAGCAACCAAGAUCCAGAAUACGGUCGCCUAAGCUCAAUUCCAUCGAUUGGCAAUGAUCCGACUAAUCCCCCUGAGGGUCCCCGUGGUCGUGGCCGUAAUUCAGCUCGUGGACCACCCAACCCACCAGGACGACCAGAUCCUAGGUUCGCAGGCAAUGAUCCUCUUCGGCCCACAUCGCCUGACAGACACCAUCCUCCUACUGGCCCUGCAUCGUCUAGACCACGUCGGGGCCAGACUGGAGGACAGUAUAGUCAUGGAAAUGGGCCGGCUAGUUCUCCAGCAGCCAACAACUCAACAGCAGGGAUACAUCCAGAGAGAUUGAGACAGUUAAACCCAGGCAGUUCCACCGCAUCAGGGCCGAAUCCUCAACCUUCAUACCCGGUCCCUUCAGCCGGCGUGCAUCCCGAUAGAAUGGGUCAUAUUGUACCAUCGCCUUCCGGGCCUUCUGGGCCUCAUCAUGGGGGCCGUUCCAACUUGCCGCCUUUGCAGACCCCCGAGCGGCCAUCGGUUCCCGGAGCAUCGAGCCACCGACAACCAUCUGGAGGUCGCCCCAUAGCAUCUGGUCCUGAUUCUCCUAAUCUCAUGUCUGCACCCACAGGACCGUCAUCGGCUAAUGAACGUGCCCGAACUGGUGGAAAAAGACAACUGUCUGGAAUCAACACAAUUCUCCAACAACCAAAUCCCAUGCGUCAGAGUCGCUCUCGAUCUAACCUAGCUGGCUCUGAUGCCCAAGUGCUCACGGGCGCAUCACCUGUUUCGACGCCGGUGCACGAACGACCUAACCCUAACGUAUUGACAGGCGAUCGUAGCAUGAAUGGGCCCGAAUACGCUGGACGAAACGACCAUGAGCGAGGUCGAAGGGAUCAUAAUAAUACCGAUCGAUCUUCACGUUCGUCGCGACGAAACAGCAGGGACCGUAGCCCUGAUCAGAGAAAAGAUCACCGUAAUGAACACCGCGACCGAAAGUCUAAUGCUGGCCCGCCCAGUCAUGGAAAAGAGGGCGAGAUGGACCCGCCGCGCCGAACUGGCCGGGAGCCUUCGGGCGCGGGCCGAGAACUAAUUCCUGGCGGUGGAAGAGGCGAUAUAAUGGGAGGUGGCCGUGACGGCCCACGGGAGUCACGCCACCGCGGAGAUGGUAGUGGUAGACACGAAGAUUAUGGACGUGGACGAGGCGGAGGUGGAACAGGUGGUAGGCCACGUGGCGAUGACCGGCGAGAAUCAAGAGACAACGAUCGAGGCGGCCGGAAGCGCCAGAGCGAUGAUUUUGGAGGACCGAAUGAGAAGAGGCAGAGACGCUAGGUGCGUGGUUAUGGGGUAAACCAUACUCCGCCGAUUCAUGUUAAAAGACCUCCAUAUUGAACUUUUUUUCUUUUCGACUACAUUGUAUUAUGGAAAUCGGCUCAGGAAGGGAACAACAAGAGCGAAUAAUCUUAGAUCGCUAGCAAGGACAACAGAGGCAGUCGUUGAUCACUACACAGUCUUCAUAGCAUAUUCACAUCGGUGUCCAAGGCGAUGGACCAGGACGAAGGACAAGGAUACGAGAACUCCACUAGCAUUUGUGCUUUUACAAUCGACCAUACUGGCAUCUGUUUUUAUUAUUAUUGCUUUAUUUUGACUUCAAAUUUUUGUUACGCGCAAAGGGAAUAAAUGGAAGUUCGAUCGUCACGGCACACAGAUCAAUCAAGUCAGUCAGUCAAGCAAUAAGCGAGAGAGGCCGGAAAAGGGA